ACUUUUUUCUUUUUUUUUCUUUCUUGUUAAAAGACGUUCCAGUCCCCGUCGGGCAGCGCUUUUGUGGCUGUCCCCUUAUUACACGGCCAAAAAGCCACCUACACGGCCAAAAAGUCACCUAGUUAACAGAGGUCAUUUUAUCCGGCAGGAGUCUCGGCGGUGGUCUUGAUUGAUGGCCUUUCAAGACGCCAGUUUUGUGACAAAAUUCGUCUCCCCGGUGACGGAGGCUCGAUUGAAGACGGCCUCAGCCUCGUCGCGAUCGUCGUUCUCUUUCCCUGCCCGAGUUCGACUGACGGGGACGGGAUUAGGAGGAGGCGGAUGUUUAGUCCUUCGCGUUCUUGCUGUUGUGGACCAUAACAACGGCGGCGGCAGCGGCAGCGGCGUUGGCAGCGGCAGCAGCAGUAAUGGCAAUGGUAAAGAUGCGAAGAAAGUGGCUGCAGUGUCCAAUUCCAACUACGUGGUGCCACUGGACAAGCCCUCCUCCUGCAUUACCCGCCCUCUGGCCGAGAUCCUCAGAGACCUUAACAAGAGGAUCCCCGAUAACAUCAGAAGACCUCAACAUUCCACCUUUAUCCCCUGGUACCAUGCCAACCGAAUGUUGAGCUUCUAUGCGCCUGGUUGGUGCGGGGAAGUACGUGAUGUCAUAUUAUCCGACACUGGGAGUGUGACUGUGGUGUAUCGUGUUACUAUACGAGGAUCUGAUGGCGAGGCACACCGUGAGUCCAGUGGGACAAUAUCAUCCAGUGAUGCCCAACAUAUCGUGGAUCCAGUGGCUGCUGCGGAGGAAAUAGCUUUCUGCAGAGCAUGUGCUCGGUUCGGCCUUGGAUUAUAUCUAUACCACAAAGAAUAGAUGUUAUACACGAUGUUAAGUUAUGCAUGCAUGUCAAGUUGCUGCUCUACUUGGUGCGAAUAAAACGUACCCGACAUAAUCCUUUCAAUUGAUGUAUAUAUUUAAUA
Malania oleifera is the source of this 957-nucleotide messenger RNA. RefSeq names its product DNA repair RAD52-like protein 2, chloroplastic. Gene Ontology annotation, molecular function: DNA binding. Gene Ontology annotation, biological process: double-strand break repair via homologous recombination. Bases 173 to 850 code for a protein of 225 amino acids. The transcript is spliced from 4 exons. The record is from RefSeq and is a predicted model, not a curated record. Lineage: Eukaryota; Viridiplantae; Streptophyta; Magnoliopsida; Santalales; Ximeniaceae.